This is a messenger RNA of Thermothelomyces thermophilus ATCC 42464, 2441 nucleotides long. RefSeq lists its product as uncharacterized. Gene Ontology annotation, biological process: cellular response to heat; protein stabilization; protein folding. The coding region runs from base 107 to 2224 and encodes 705 amino acids. The record is from RefSeq and is a predicted model, not a curated record. Gene Ontology annotation, molecular function: ATP binding; ATP-dependent protein folding chaperone; ATP hydrolysis activity. Lineage: Eukaryota; Fungi; Ascomycota; Sordariomycetes; Sordariales; Chaetomiaceae. The transcript has 3 exons. Gene Ontology annotation, cellular component: cytosol; protein-containing complex; plasma membrane.
CUUCUUUUCCCGUUCUCAAACUUCUACCCAAAGGUCUUCGAGGCGUAGACCGUUGAUCAAUCGACAUUCUCCUUUGAUACCCCAAGAUCAUACAGAUACCCUCAAGAUGGCCGAGACGUUCGAGUUCCAGGCUGAGAUCUCUCAGCUUCUCUCGCUCAUCAUCAACACCGUCUACUCCAACAAGGAAAUCUUCCUUCGUGAGCUCGUUUCGAACGCCUCCGAUGCUCUGGACAAGAUUCGCUACGAGGCCUUGUCCGACCCCAGCAAGCUGGACACCGGCAAGGACCUCCGCAUCGACAUCAUCCCAGACAAGGCGAACAAGACCCUGACGAUCCGGGAUACCGGUAUUGGUAUGACCAAGGCUGACCUUGUCAACAACCUCGGUACCAUUGCUCGCUCCGGUACCAAGCAGUUCAUGGAAGCCCUCACCGCUGGUGCCGAUAUUUCCAUGAUCGGCCAGUUCGGUGUCGGUUUCUACUCUGCUUACCUCGUUGCCGACAAGGUCACCGUUGUCUCCAAGCACAACGACGACGAGCAGUACAUCUGGGAGUCCAGCGCCGGCGGUACCUUCAACAUCAUCCCCGACACCGAUGGUGAGCAGCUUGGCCGCGGCACCAAGAUCAUCCUCCACCUCAAGGACGAGCAGCAAGACUACCUGAACGAGAGCCGUAUCAAGGAGGUCAUCAAGAAGCACUCCGAGUUCAUCUCGUACCCCAUCUACCUUCACGUCCAGAAGGAGACCGAGAAGGAGGUUCCCGAUGAGGAGGCCGAGGCCGCCGCCGCCGCCGAGGAGGGUGACGAUAAGAAGCCCAAGAUUGAGGAGGUUGACGACGAGGAGGAGAAGAAGGAGAAGAAGCCCAAGACCAAGAAGGUCAAGGAGACUAAGAUUGAGGAGGAGGAGCUCAACAAGCAGAAGCCCAUCUGGACCCGCAACCCGCAGGACAUCACCCAGGAGGAGUAUGCUUCCUUCUACAAGUCGCUCUCCAACGACUGGGAGGACCACCUUGGCGUCAAGCACUUCUCCGUCGAGGGUCAGCUCGAGUUCCGCGCCAUCCUCUUCGUUCCCAGGCGCGCUCCCUUCGAUCUCUUCGAGACCAAGAAGACCAAGAACAACAUCAAGCUCUACGUCCGCCGCGUCUUCAUCACUGACGACGCCACCGACCUCAUUCCCGAGUGGCUCGGCUUCAUCAAGGGCGUUGUUGACUCUGAGGACCUGCCUCUCAACCUUUCCCGCGAGACUCUCCAGCAGAACAAGAUCAUGAAGGUGAUCAAGAAGAACAUCGUCAAGAAGUCUCUGGAGCUGUUCAACGAGAUCGCCGAGGACAAGGAGCAGUUCGACAAGUUCUACGGCGCCUUCUCCAAGAACAUCAAGCUUGGUAUCCACGAGGACUCGCAGAACCGUGCCGCCCUUGCCAAGCUCCUGCGCUUCAGCUCGACCAAGUCUGGCGAUGAGAUGACCUCGCUCACCGACUACGUCACCCGCAUGCCCGAGCACCAGAAGAACAUCUACUACAUCACUGGCGAGUCCAUCAAGGCUGUCGCCAAGUCUCCCUUCCUCGACUCGCUCAAGGAGAAGGGCUUUGAGGUGCUCUUCCUGGUCGACCCCAUCGAUGAGUACGCCAUGACUCAGCUGAAGGAGUUCGAAGGCAAGAAGCUCGUCGACAUCACCAAGGACUUCGAGCUCGAGGAGACCGAGGAGGAGAAGAAGAAGCGUGAGGCUGAGGAGAAGGAAUACGAGGGUCUUGCCAAGUCGCUCAAGAACAUCCUCGGCGACAAGGUCGAGAAGGUCGUUGUCUCGCACAAGCUGGUUGGCUCUCCUUGCGCCAUCCGCACCGGCCAGUUCGGCUGGUCUGCCAACAUGGAGCGUAUCAUGAAGGCUCAGGCUCUCCGUGACACCUCCAUGAGCAGCUACAUGUCCUCCAAGAAGACCUUCGAGAUCUCCCCCAAGAGCCCAAUCAUCAAGGAGCUCAAGAAGAAGGUCGAGGCCGACGGCGAGAACGACAAGACUGUCAAGUCGAUCGUCCAGCUGCUCUUCGAGACCUCGCUGCUCGUCUCCGGCUUCACCAUUGAGGAGCCUGCCAGCUUCGCCGAGCGCAUCCACAAGCUUGUGUCGCUUGGCCUGAACCUGGAUGAGGAGCCCGAGGCUACCGAGGAGGCCCAGGCUGCCGAUGCGGCCGCACCUGCCGCCGAGACUGGCGACAGCGCCAUGGAGGAGGUUGACUAAAUGAUGACAUGACUGGGAAAUGAAAAAAACAAAAAACGGUCUUGGGACAUGGGAGUUGAACGGGUUAAUUUUCGAUUUUUAUGGCACUUGAGUUCACCCUUCUGCAUCUGUUACCGGCCUCGCCUAAUAACUUACAGCCUCGUUGCUCUGUAACUUUAGCCAGGACGUGGGCGGGGUCAUGAUCUUGACGUAGACAUGAAUUCCAAGGGUUAGACAC